Messenger RNA from Exserohilum turcica Et28A, 1826 nucleotides. RefSeq lists its product as uncharacterized. Lineage: Eukaryota; Fungi; Ascomycota; Dothideomycetes; Pleosporales; Pleosporaceae. Bases 1 to 1533 code for a protein of 510 amino acids. The record is from RefSeq and is a predicted model, not a curated record. The transcript is spliced from 2 exons.
AUGUCCGCCUAUCACAACAACCAGCUAAACAUGGUCGGCCUGUUCGAUCCAGACGACGGGUUUGCCUCCUUAGGUCAACCGCCAGCAAUGCCAUGGCCGGCUCAGAAUAACUUUGGACAAGCCGCCGAGGCCGAGCGACUCUUCAAUGACUAUGCGCCUGCCCCGCAAGUUAACUACGAUUUUGCUGGCGGCUUCUUCCAGCCCGACCAUUUCGUUGCGGAUUCCACUGGCAGCCAAGACCAGAAUUCAGACGAUGAAUUUGAGGCUAGGAGCGAGGACGGCCUGUUCGCUACGAGCUCCAACUCUCCACAUGACAGCGAUUAUGUUGAGGGUUCUUCCAAGGCUCGUCGGUCAUUCAAGGUGACCAAGACGCCCAGGACGCCCAGGACGCCGAAGAUCAACAAGGAUGGUGAGCCUCGCAAGCCUCGGCAGCCUCGUCCGAAGCUUCUCAAAUGGAGUGACAACGAUUGGAAGAACGUUCUUCUUGGGGUCGUCUGGGCGUGUGGCGAGACUGGUGUUCAAAUCCCAUUUGACCAAGCUGCACAGGUUCUUGGAGAGAACUGUACCGCUGGCGCCCUUCAGCAAGCUCUCUUGAAGUUGCGCAGCAAGCAAGUUGCCGAUGGCUUCCAGAUCCCAGCUUUGAAGAUGGCGUGGUCGCGCAAGAACAGGAAUGGAAGUACCUCCUCGCCCAUUGCCAGCACAAAGACUACGCCGGCUCAGACUCCAAUCAACACCCGGGCCAGAAAGUCUACCCUGCAGAAGAGCGACAAAUCUCUCAUUGUCACACUCAAACUCAAGUCUGAGUAUCGCGGCGUUGGCACCAUGCAACUCGAGACCGCGAAGAUGCCUAUCAAGAAGCAGCGCUCUGGUACCUCUGAAAGCCCCAAACGCACCCCAACGCGCCGACCUACUCGUCAGGGUGAGCUUCAGGCCGCGCAACUGCCUCAGCAGCCUGUCACCGAGAUCGGAGAGCCCAGGAACGAGAAUGGCAACGAUACGGUCAAGGCACAAGCUCCUGUUCACGGAACCACUGAGGGCCAGGCUCAACUUGUUAACAAUGGCGAGGAUCAAGACCAGAAAGUCCCCAACGUCAACAUGGAGCUGUUCCCAAAUCUGGUCGAUGAGUUGCCGGACUUGGUACAGGAUCGCAUGCUUCACAACCGUAGCCAGGCAUUCAUGGACGACAUUCGGGUUAAUGGAGAGAACUUCGUUGCCGAAGCCGCCGAAGCCGCUGAGGCGUUGCGUUCUUUUGAAGGAAUCAUGACUCCACUGAACAACUCCUUCGGUCAUGGAUACUUCCCCGAAUCUCCAAACCAGGCAGUUCCCACCUAUGGUACCCAGUAUGGUAUGGCCGGAGGUCAUGAUCAGCAGUUUGCCUUGGGAAAUCCUCAGCCGCCUGGUCUUUUCGAGUACUCUGACAUUACUGGUUAUGAUCCUUUCGCUACUCGCGACAUGAACCAGGGUCCAUUCGGCAAUGUCUUCAUGGACGAAACUAUGGAUUUCCAGCCAUUCAACUCUGGUUUCUUCCCUUGAUCUCCUUUGGCCGUGCCUCAUUCAGGGAGAUGGUAUUUCAUCAUCUACGAUUGACGAACACUUAUGAUUCAACGGCUUUGCGAUUUUUGCUUACUGAUUCAUUUUUCAUGGCUUACGGAACUCAUUAUCAUGGCCCACAGCAUGCACUUCAUGGUUCAUGGAAUGCAAUAUGCAUGCUCGGGGAUUCAACAUUCAUGCUUGCGGAUUCAAUAUGCAUAGUUCACGGGAUUCAUUAUCAUUGCUCAUGCAAUGCACUAUUCAUGCACACAGAGGUCGGCAUUCAUGGUUCAACU